Messenger RNA from Sesamum indicum (sesame), 1738 nucleotides. RefSeq names its product deSI-like protein At4g17486. Gene Ontology annotation, molecular function: deubiquitinase activity. Lineage: Eukaryota; Viridiplantae; Streptophyta; Magnoliopsida; Lamiales; Pedaliaceae. The record is from RefSeq and is a predicted model, not a curated record. Gene Ontology annotation, biological process: protein deubiquitination.
CAAAAAUAAUUCAAUAACCCCAAGAAAAUAUCAAAAGGGAGAAAGGGAUUGUUGGAAUUGCAUCUGUGUUUGUCAAUGUGUUUUCUAUUCACUGGGCUUGUCAUUUACUCAGUUGUUUUACUGCCUUUCUCAGUGUAACUUUAUUCUCAAGAACAGUAAAAAAGAAAAAUGGUAGAAAAGAAAAGAAAUAAAAGAAGGGCCAAAGUUUUUGUUCUACCCGUUAUUUGUGGUUGAAGAUGAAUAAAAGAGCAAAGAGAAAGAAAAAGAAUUGUUUUUUGAUGUGUCAGUUUCUCCUUAGCUUCCAAAACUUGGGGUCUCUUCAUUCAGACACCUCUUGUUUUUCCUUUUUUCUUCUAUCAGUAGACUAAAUAGCUACUAGUACAAUAAUUCUUUUAAGGCUCAAGAUUCAGUUUUUUGUUAGAGAUUUCAAACCUCUGGUUGCAUUCUUGCAGUAUUUUCUUACCUGGGAUCUGUCAGAAAAGGAUGAACGUGUGCUAAUAAUUUAAGGUAGAGAAACAGACGCUUGCUAAUUAACCCAUCUCAAUUCUCUCUCUCUCUCUCUCUCUCUCUCUCUCUGUGAAGCAUUCACGGAUGCACAGAAAUACAUUCUUUUAGUCCACUGCUUGUAAGCAAUGUUCUGAAGAAGCUGAAAGCUGGAAUCUUUAGGCUAUCCACCAAUGCCAUUCGCCUCCAUAUCUAUGCAGGAAAUGCUAUUAGGUCUUGGCUGAUGUUCAGUUGCCCAGCAGAAGCACCAUGACGCUAAGAUCAAAGAAAGGGUGGAAAUCAAUAGUGCCCCUUCGGUUGACCGGGAAAUCGGCUCGUCGGUUCUGUCUAUUUUCAAAAGUGAAGUCGGAUGAUGAUGGUGCCAAAAGAACUCCAGUUUAUCUCAAUGUUUAUGACUUGACACCCAUGAAUGGUUAUUUUUAUUGGGCGGGGUUAGGUAUAUUUCACUCUGGCGUCGAAGUUCAUGGUGUAGAAUAUGCAUUUGGAGCGCAUGACUUUCCAUCUAGUGGUGUUUUCGAAGUUGAACCUCGACAGUGCCCUGGAUUUCAGUUCAGGAAGUCGAUAUUCAUCGGGACAACAUCUUUGGACGCUACUCAGGUUAGGGAGUUCAUGGAACGUCAAGCUGCAAGCUACAAUGGUGAUACGUAUCACUUGAUUGUGAAGAACUGCAACCAUUUCUGCAAGGACAUAUGUUACAAGUUGACAGGGAAAAGAAUUCCUAAGUGGGUCAAUCGACUUGCCAAAUUAGGUUCAAUCUUCAACUGUGUCCUGCCUGAAGCCCUUAAGAUUACGGCUGUGCAACACGACCCCAAAUACCAAGCAUACGAUGAUAGCAAUUGCGAGAAGAGACGUCUAAGAAGUACUUUUAGUUGUCUGUCCUCUAUCUCGUCAAGGCAAAAGCAGCUCUCGACUUCUUCCUUGUUGCUACAGUCACCCUUGAAAGGAUGCUUGCCCCCGUGGGAACUAAAAAGGUCUGCUAAUGGCUCACUCAAGGAGAGGUAGGAGGAGAGAUGAUUAAUUGUAUGGUCAGUUUCCUGGGAUCGUGAAUGUGUUUUCUAUGUUAUGUUAAAGCAAAAUCAUGCCUGUCGGAGGGAAUAGUCGCGGUGCUCUGUUUUUCUGUCCCUCUUGACGAUUCUUUUUUCAUCUCUGUAGCUGUGUAUUUCAUAUGAUUAGUAGGAGAUGAUGUAAAUCAACCAACUCCCAGUAGAAAGUAUUGCCAUGCUUGUGCUGUUCA